Molecule: messenger RNA, 561 nt
Organism: Maudiozyma saulgeensis
Lineage: Eukaryota; Fungi; Ascomycota; Saccharomycetes; Saccharomycetales; Saccharomycetaceae
Source: the annotation of a GenBank genome assembly
AUGGCAAAGAAAAUAUCGAAACACUCAAGAGCUGCAAGAAGAUCUGAAUUUGAAAUUGACUCAGGAGUUAAGGACCUAGAGAGUCUACCAAGAGCUGAAAAGACUGAUUUGUCCAAUAUCUUAAUUAGAACAGCAGCAAAGAAUGAAGCAUUAUUAGACGCUAAAAUCCAAAAGAAACAAGACAGAAAGAAGUUUUUCAGAGAAAAAUAUACUAAGAAGACUUUAGAGAAAAAACUUCAGGAAGCAUUAAACAAUGAUGAUAAGGAAAGAUUAGAACAUGCCCUAAAUAUAACAAAUAGACUAGAUGGGAAAGUAUCAAGAUCUAUAGCGCGUGCUAAGUACGUUCAAAGUUCAAGGAAGGCUAACUGGGAUCAAACUAACGAGAUUAUCAAGCGUAAAUUGAAUAAUGCUUCUAUUUUAGAUAAGGCACAAACAAAGAAGAAUAAUAAUGAAGAUGAAGAGCUGGAUGAUGAACCAUUUGACGAAGAAGAUGAAAAGAAAAUCCAAAAGAAUACUCCACAAAACAUGUUUGGUUUGUUAAAUACAGAUGUUGAAGAAUAG